GGCGCAUGCGCCCAAGAGGUUUUCUAAAUUGCAAUAUGGCGGCUCUUAGAUCGCCCUCACAACUAAUGCAGAGUUGUAAAGCGCACAAAACACUUUUGAGAAACUUUUCAAGGUUUAGGGGAAAACGUAGUACCCCAUUAUCGUUUGUGGCAACAGGUUUUACAACUGCAGCAUUUGUUUCUUUUUACCAGUGGCAUAAAAAGUACAAAACAAGAGGUGUCAUACCCAUUUUACUGGCGAAAGAGGAUGAAGAAGCAGGUCAGAAGCCAACACCACGAUCUUUGACCUACAGAGAGAUGAGGUUCCUACAGUUUGCCUCUGUCCAGUACAAUGGACAGAUUUAUAUGACCCCUCAGGAUUUCUUAGAAUCUGUCACAGAGGAGGUUCCUAGACCUAGGAUAGGAACAACAAAUCUAAAUGAGAGAGAUAUGGAACAGUGGUUAAAACAUACACCCUCCAGAAGAAAGGGGGACAACAAAUUGUUUAGAAAACUCCAUGACAAAGGGAUAAUAUCUUACACAGAAUACCUCUUCCUUCUUUGUGUACUCACAAAGCCAAAGUCUGGUUUCCGAAUAGCAUUCAACAUGUUUGAUACAGAUGGCAAUCAGAUCGUGGAUAAAAAAGAAUUCUUAGUCUUGGAAUCAUUCUUCGCUCUGCCCCCACAGGAACGUAAAUUUGUUCCUCGACCACGUGCCAAAUUGCAGGCAAUUUUAGAUUUGGAAGGUGUGUUUAGUAACCAGCAACAAGAUACAGCCCAAGCCAUUACACGUAAAGAUAUUCCCACUAAAGGAACAAUGGGUCAUGUUUUAGUAGAAGCUUUCUUACGGAAUCUAGAGCCAAUACCAGAUACAACAUUGUUGAUUCACUUCUUUGGACCUAAGGGAAAUGAUACAAUGCAAUAUGAUGAUUUCAGCAGGUUUAUGGAGAAUUUACAGGCUGAAGUAAUAGAAUUAGAGUUCAUGGAAUUCUCUAAAGGUUUUAGGACUAUAUCUGAGGAAGACUUUGCUAGAAUUUUACUACGAUAUACAAUGUUAGAUAAGUCUGAUGUGGAAGCAGCAGUGGUGAGAGUUAGAACCAGAAUACCUACUGAAAAGGGAAUUACCUUUGAAGAUUUCCAACAGUUUUGUCACUUCCUGAAUAAUUUAGAUGACUUUACAAUAGCCAUGAAGAUGUAUACAUAUGCUGAUAAAUCUGUUUCUGAAGAGGACUUCCAGAGGGCUGUUAUGGUGUGCACUGGUCAAACAUUAAGUACACAUUUAGUCAAGACUGUGUUCCAGAUUUUUGAUUCUGAUGGAGAUGGACAUCUUAGUCAUAAGGAAUUUAUUUCUAUUAUGAAAGACAGACUGCAUAGGGGAUCAAGGUCCCACCUGAUGCAUACACAGGACAAAUGGAGCACUUAUAAAACUUGUAUCAAAAACGAGAUGAAAUCUUACUGAUGAUUGAGCAACUAGUAGUCCAGAGGAAAAUUAAAGAGAGAGCAGAGAGAAUCCUAUUUAUAGAAGCAUCAUUACAUAGAUUUCUACAAAAUGUCCCAUUGACAGGGAAUAAAUAGAGAUAUUGAAUAUGAAUGAUCAUUUGGUAAAGAUUUCUUUGAUAUGAUAUUUAGUACAAACAGAAAUAUGGAGAUUCCAAUUAAAACAUCUGUUAUUUAAUUAUAUCAUCUAUGUAAGAAAUCUCAAUAUCAGCAGACAAUGUGAUAAUGUUACAGAUAGUUGUAAGUUCUUUCAAUUUUACAUGUUAUAACUAUUUAUUACAUCCUGUGUUUGAUUCUUCUUACUUUAAAGAUAAUUAGAUCUGAGAUAUUUAAGCUAGAAGAACCUUAUCUUGUAACAUUUAUCAGAACAAGUCCAUAAAUGGCAGUUUGUUACGUAGAAAUGUUUGUUUAUUGAUGUAUUUGUCAGUAUAUUGAGUUAUUUGUCCUAAUUCUCUCUCUGUUGAGACUUGUAUUGUAUGAUUUCAUUGAUAUUGUGAAUGCUUUAAUUUAUAAACUGUGAUGGUGUUUCAAGUUAUUUUGCAAAUGACAAAAUAUGCUGGCAAUAGAUUGGCAGAAAUUUAACAACAUUGUAACUAGAAUGCCUGCUGCCAAAAAACUUGUAUUUUUUAUUGAAACUAUCAGAAACAAACAUACAGCCAACUAUUGAGUAAUAAGACCUAAAGUUCAUUAAUGUUUCAAAUCCUUUUGGUUGUUCCUGGUCUUUUCUUUGUUAAGUAAUAUUGUGUAAUUGAUACCUGAGCACUACCUGUUUUUUUUUUAAUACAAACAUGUCAUAAUUAGUUAACUAGAAGUUUGCUUUGUUUUGGCUUUCCAAUUUAAUUGUGAAUUAGCGAUAUGCACCUUGCUUUCACUUUCGCAAAAUUUUCUGGAAGCAAGGACAUAAUGAUAUUUUGUGGAGUUGUUUUGUGUAAAUCAUCAGAAAAUAUAAAUUUGCCCUUCAGAUCUACACUAUAUUCUGAGCAGUGUAAACAGUGAAUAUAAAUAUGCUGUUAUUAGCUACAAAAACCACAUUGUACAAAAACCAUGCCCUAAGAAAUUGAAAUUUUAAAUCAAGUCUUAACUGAAAUCCUUUAUUAUAUAUGUUAGUGUGUGUACUUUUAUACACAUUUUUGUCCUUGUAGUUAAAAUCUCUGUAGAUGGUACUUAGAUAAUUUAUGUCAUCUCACUAUAUUUGCAAGAAAAUGUUGAUUUGAAUAUGCUUGAUUUCUGUUUUUCUAUUGGUCUUCAUGAAUUUAGUCAUUUCCAGUCCAUUGUUUGAGUAAUUCCUUAAAUAUGGGAUUCAUUCAAAAUAACAAAUACAGCAAUUAGGAGAGUUUGAUGUGUUAUUAUUUAAGUUUAUAUGAUAUACAUUUUUAUUGUUAAUUCUGAAUGAUAUUUUACAAAGUUUUUUUAAAUAAAAUAUUUCUUAUAUA
Molecule: messenger RNA, 2907 nt
Organism: Mytilus californianus (California mussel)
Lineage: Eukaryota; Metazoa; Mollusca; Bivalvia; Mytilida; Mytilidae
Product: calcium uptake protein 3, mitochondrial-like
Exons: 13
Coding region: 6-1436 (476 amino acids)
Biological process (GO): mitochondrial calcium ion homeostasis; calcium import into the mitochondrion
Cellular component (GO): uniplex complex
Molecular function (GO): calcium ion binding
Source: RefSeq, a predicted model, not a curated record